Molecule: messenger RNA, 1871 nt
Organism: Populus trichocarpa (black cottonwood)
Lineage: Eukaryota; Viridiplantae; Streptophyta; Magnoliopsida; Malpighiales; Salicaceae
Product: fructokinase-1
Exons: 6
Coding region: 270-1745 (491 amino acids)
Source: RefSeq, a predicted model, not a curated record
AGGAAAAAAAAGAAAUCUUAUCCUUGCAAGAGAAAGGAAAUAGAAAGGUCUGAACUUAAAAGUUGAUCAAAGAUUUCCUCCCAAAAUCCCCACCCAAACAACACUUGACGAAAAAAGUUGCAGCGGUCUCCACUCUCCACUUGACCACUCCCUUCCCUACAACUAGAGGCAAAUCCAUUCCUCUCAGUUUCCUUCCAUUUCCCUCCUCUCAUUUCCGUUACUUUCCUAUCUUCUCUUCACUCUCAAUCUCCUUCCCGUUCCGCCCCUGAAUGCAUAACUACACCGUAACUCUCAAAUCUCCACUCCCUUACCAUGCACCUCCUUCCCACCCUAUCUUCUCUCUCCCUCUUAACCCUAGACAGUUUGUCCUCCCUUUAUCCCCUCAAAAAACUGGAGGAUCCAUCUACCACAACCCCGUUUUCAUCUGUAAAGGAACCCAACUAUCCGUCCCCAGUCAUGGCUCUGCUUCGCUUGGACCUUCAAACGGGAACGGUGCUGCCGUUCACGACUGGAAAGUGAGGAGUGUUGGUAUCGAAAACAUUGAUGUUGCCACCCUGGGAAAUCUCUGUGUUGAUAUUGUUCUUAAUGUUCCAAAAUUGCCCCCUCGUUCUCGUGAGGCUAGUUUUGCUUAUAUGCAAGAGCUGUCCAAAUCCCCUCCUGAUAAGAAAUACUGGGAAGCUGGAGGUAACUGCAAUAUGGCUAUAGCAGCUGCAAGAUUGGGACUUCAUUGCGCCACGAUAGGUCACGUGGGUGAUGAAAUAUAUGGGCAGUUUUUGCUUGAUGUGCUUCGUGAGGAGGGGAUUAGUAUGGUUGGGAUGAGUGAAGAUGGUGAUAUUGUUGAUAGUUCUAAUGCUUCAUAUGAGACCCUUUUGUGUUGGGUUCUUGUUGACCCUUUGCAAAGACAUGGAUUUUGUAGUCGAGCAGAUUUCUGCGAGGACCCUGCAUUUAGCUGGAUGACUAAAUUAACAGAAGAAGUAAAGAUGGCUAUUAAACAGUCAAAGAUCCUGUUCUGUAAUGGUUAUGGAUUUGAUGAGCUUUCCCCAGCUCUGAUAAUGUUAGCUCUAGAUUAUGCUGUUGAAGUUGGAACAUCUGUUUUCUUUGAUCCUGGACCACGUGGAAAGAGUCUUUUGACUGGAACACCUGAAGAACGACAGGCUUUAAGCCAUUUGUUGAAGAUGAGUGAUGUUCUUCUUCUAACAUCUGAUGAGGCUGAGUCAUUGACUGGAAUAGGAAACCCAAUACUGGCAGGGCAAGAAUUGCUUAAAAAUGGGAUACGCACAAAAUGGGUGAUCAUUAAAAUGGGUUCGAGGGGCUCGAUUCUAGUUACCAUGUCAAGUAUAUCCUGUGCACCUGCAUUCAAGGUGAAUGUCAUUGACACUGUUGGAUGUGGAGAUAGUUUCGUAGCUGCUAUUGCAUUUGGUUAUAUCCAUAAUAUACCAUUGGUAAAUACAUUAGCAAUUGCAAAUGCAGUAGGUGCUGCAACUGCCAUGGGCUGUGGCGCUGGCCGUAAUGUGGCUACCUUGGAGAAAGUAAUUGAACUCAUGAGAGCAUCAAAUAUCAAUGAGGAUGAUGAAUUCUGGAAUGAACUAGUAAAAGAUAUGGAUACUGGAGAAAUCACGUUUCUGUCAAAAAUGGUCAUAAAUGGAAGGAACAAUCAAGUAAACCAUGUCGCUCUACAAAAAGUGGUUUCUGAACUGCUCCCAAAGCUCGAAGAUAAUAGGUUAGAGGGAAAAGUGGCUUCUUGAUGGAUACAGUAGAAUGCAGUGUGCUCAAUUUCACUGGCAGUUUUGCUUGCCAUGUAAUCGAUUGCCAUAAGUAAUACAACAGAGUUCAUCUUUGGUGGAACAAGGAUGAGAUACUUGCCAAGAAAA